Messenger RNA from Penicillium daleae, 978 nucleotides. RefSeq lists its product as uncharacterized. The record is from RefSeq and is a predicted model, not a curated record. Bases 1 to 978 code for a protein of 325 amino acids. The transcript has a single exon. NCBI's taxonomy places the organism in Eukaryota, Fungi, Ascomycota, Eurotiomycetes, Eurotiales, Aspergillaceae.
AUGACUGACGAGGGCGCUGUUGCUGUAGCAUAUUGCAGAUGCAAAUCCUUCGAUAAAUUACGGAUAAUUUACCGUUACGGACCACCUGGUCAUUCAAAACAUGAGUUUGGGCCAUCCAAAGCACACACAAAAGAUGAGAUUGCGCGCCUUCCACUGAUAUCUUCGAAACACAAAACGAUCUUCGACAUCCAAGAAGCUGGCCGAUGGCUAUAUGGCUUCCACAAUAUUAGAAAAGUGGUCAGUGUUGCGACUCUGACACCAAAUCCUCGCCGAAAAUGGAAGCCACGAAUGACCAAAAAGGGCAAAGCCAUUCAUGUAUUUCCUACGAUACUUGUGGGGAUUCUGUGGGAUCAAAUACAGCCAAGACACCAAGAAGAAUUGCUUAAAGAUGGAGAAAGCUUCAUUUUCAGGGGGAAACUGAUGGAAAGGCUCAACAAAAAAGACAAAUUGUCUUUAGAUGACUGGAUUCGAAAAGCCGCCAACCACCAGGACCUAUCUUACAAGAACUGGCUUAGGGAGAAGGGCGUUACCGAUCGAGAUAGGCCUCCCACAUUUUUCCCUGGUGCUGAUUGGGCCGAUGCUCUUGUGAAAACAAAGGCUAAAUCUCAAUCUGUGCGAACGAAGCCCAAUUCGAAGAACUCGGUUUUACGCAGCGAAGCAAAUGGAUCCCCAAGAGAGGAGAACCAUCAAUCUGGCAGAAAAAGACAAAGGUCAAAUUCUGGAGCAAAUUCGGAAAGCAUGAAAAAGCCUCGCCCUGUUUCAGCGUCAACCGAGGAGUCAACCAAGACCAUAGAUUACAGGUCGUAUCUCUCUUACAACAUGAACCAUUUCAAGCUCACCGACAAAAUGCGCGACGAAGAUCCCGAGGAAUAUCAGGAAAUUCUGGAUAAGAUUGAGAAAGACUGGGACAACUAUCGACGGAUUAUGAUAAAACAAGGUUACACGGUCGCCCCAGGCGGAGAGAAACCCGAAGCUUAG